CAAGAUGCAAAGGAAAUGUGUAUUGCACGCAUUCGUGUAAGUAUUAGUAGCAUUCUAACGUAGUUUUGAUAGUUUAAUGAAAAAUAACGCACAUAAGAAAGAUAAUGUGAAUCGUUUUACUUGACAUCGAAUUUGUUGUCUCUAUAUAUGCAUUUGACUGGAUGAAUUUGUGGGACAAAUAGGAAAAUUUUGAUUUCAUGAAGUAACUUAUGUAGACAAAGCUAUACUAUAAAGUAUGGGUAAACGAUACUGUGAUAACCGAUCCCGCCUUAAGAAGAAGUUCGAGAAAUGAGCUGUCGAUUGCCCUGCACACAUAGAGGGGGCAGAUUGGGGAUAUUUGUCUAACUUAUGGCAAGACAAAGACUAUCAGCUUUGUAGUACUAAUUCGCUAUAGUUAAGAUUUGGUAAUAUCUUCACGACCCAAACUCUUACUAUAAAUUCUAACAUAUAGAUAUUGUGGUACUCCUAAUUGGUUAUUGAAAAUGCAAGAAGAAUGUGACAAUUACAAGGAUAGUCGAUCUAAGCCCAAGAAUCACCAUGUUGCUGGAUCAAAGGCUUUCUACAAGGUCAAAAAUCAUUUGAAAAAGAAAAACAAUGGCAUAAAUCCUGACCUUUCUGAGACUUGGAAGAAGACUCAUUACAGCAAAAAGAGAAAAUGUUGGACAGAUGGUUCAGAAACCGUAUAUAAAAAGUUAAAAGAUGUUCAGGAUCAAGCGAUGGCAAAUGGAUCUGUUCCUUUGACAGAUGAGGAGCUCUCAUGUACAGUCUUUGGACCCAAACCAGGAUACAUACCUACGUGGUUUAGGACAUGGUCCCAAGCCUAGCUUAACCAAAUCUGGCCAAACUUCUCGGGCACAACUUAUAAGAGAUGUUGAAGAGGCUAGAGAAGAAACUACAGCAGCGCAGAAGUAGUGUGAAGAGGCUCUAGUUGAAGUAGCACAGGCUCAUAAAAAUAUAGAGCAACUAGCAAAAACCAUGGCUCAUAUGCAAUCCCAAUUAAAUUUCUUGUUACAGCAAAAUGGUCACAACAUGCCUUCCAAUGAUGCUAGUGAGUAUCUAUUCCUCGCUUUUUUUAUUUUUACUUUUACAGACUUGUAGUUGGGCAAAAAAAUAGUAACGACAUAGUUUUAUUUGCGCUAUAGUUGAACAUCUAAUAACAUCGCAUAGUAGACUGAGACUUAGGUUUGUAUCAUAUGG
This is a messenger RNA of Rhododendron vialii, 1197 nucleotides long. RefSeq lists its product as uncharacterized. The transcript has 4 exons. Bases 483 to 824 code for a protein of 113 amino acids. Lineage: Eukaryota; Viridiplantae; Streptophyta; Magnoliopsida; Ericales; Ericaceae. The record is from RefSeq and is a predicted model, not a curated record.